Entrophospora candida is the source of this 752-nucleotide messenger RNA. NCBI's taxonomy places the organism in Eukaryota, Fungi, Glomeromycota, Glomeromycetes, Entrophosporales, Entrophosporaceae. The record is from the annotation of a GenBank genome assembly.
UAAGCAAUAAUGAAAAAGAUGAAUCAAAUCUUCUAAAUCCAUCAGCAACGCCAUCAUUAACAUUAUCAACAUUGAAGAACACUUUUAUACUUUUUAGACAUGGUCAAUCCAAAGCUAAUGUUUCAAAGAUUGUGGUUGCAUCGUUAAAGAAUGAUUCUAAAUCUAACGAUGACGAGAACGAUUGGGGUCUUACAGUUUUGGGUAAAAAACAAGUUGAAAAUAUUUAUACUUCACCAUUUUCUCGUACAAUUGAAACUGCUAAAAUUAUACAUGAUCAUAUUUCAAAUCAUCUAACAAAUCUCGAACCACGCAUUCCAACUAAAUCGAACAACGAAAACAACGAAAACACCUCAUCGUCAUUUUUGUUAUCACUUGAUCCCAUUGUCACUGUUCAUCAACAACUUUGUGAAAGAAAUUUCGGAAUAUUCGAGUUGAAACCAGAUCAUGAAUCUUAUCAUAAAGUAUGGAGCAUUGAUGAAAAUAUCAAUAGCAUCAGUAAUAAUAAUGACAACGAUGAAGAAUAUAAACGAUUAGGUGUAGAGACUUGUUGGGAAGUUAGGAGACGUAUGUGUGAUGUUAUCUAUGAAAUUGAAAAAGAAUCAAAAAAGGUGAUCGUGUUAGUUAGUCAUGGAGAUUCUUUACAAAUUCUACAAACUGCUUUUGAAAAUGUUGAUCCUAACAAUCAUAGAAAAUUAAAUCAUUUAGGAACUGCCGAAUGGAGAAUCUUUAAUAAUGAAAUGAUUAAUAUAUAA